AAAAUAGAAUUUGACCUUAUCACCCCGGAAACGCUUGGUUAGGUCGACCUUCGGGAUGUUUUCAUCCGUUUAAGAAGGAUUACUGCAAUUUUUUUGGAAAACAGGUUUAUACUCAAUCCGUUUUAUUUAAGCGGACUCUCUUCAGUCACACCAGUUUGGUCUCGAACCCGCUUCAUGGUUCCGGCGGUGCUUUAGCUGCUAGCAUUAGCACCCACGCUGCUCCACACGCACAAUGUCAGCAGCUCCCGAGUCCGCCGCCGCCUCCUCCUCGUCAAAGUCCGUCCAGGCGUUAAAGAACUGCUGGGGCUGCAGAAUGGUCUCCGGAGGGGGUCUGGUCCUGUCUGGAGCUUAUGUGUUCAACGCAGCCCGCAGGGUGAUGCGGCAGGGGGGUCCUACCUCCAUGGGGACGGUGGCGCAGAUCACCUUCGCUGCCUGUCUGGCCGCCUGGGGACUGGUCAUCCUCACCGACCCCGUAGGAAAAUCGCACAGGAAGACCCCAGAAUGAGGAGCAGCUCGUUUUAACUGGACAGUGUGGACAAAAAGAGACUCGCCCUGAGGACCAGCAGACGUGUUUGAUGCUGGAACAUCUCUCGAAGCAAAAAAAAAAAAAAAAAGCUGCCCGAAACGUCUGCUGUCGUUGAUUUAGAUUGUUUUGGCUGUGUGAAUAGUCACUGCAUAGAAGCUUUGCAUUCAAUCUAAUCCUGUAAUGACUAUGUAUCCACAACUAAUAGAACAAGAUAAUACCAGACCAAA
This is a messenger RNA of Fundulus heteroclitus (mummichog), 753 nucleotides long. It is a transcript of the gene dmac1, whose product is annotated as distal membrane arm assembly complex 1. The record is from RefSeq and is a predicted model, not a curated record. Lineage: Eukaryota; Metazoa; Chordata; Actinopteri; Cyprinodontiformes; Fundulidae. The coding region runs from base 233 to 505 and encodes 90 amino acids. The transcript is spliced from 2 exons.